AUGAAGAGAAGAAGCACGAGAAGCUCCUCCACACUGUCGAGACCGCCGGCGAAUGGAGAUGGACGGAAAACGGAUAAGAAGAAGGCGAAAUUCGAGAAAAAGUUGUUCAAGUACGAGGAAUUGCCAGAGUAUUUGAAGGAUAACGAGUUCAUCAGAGACUAUUAUAGAUGUGAAUGGCCUCUGAAACAUAUUUUUCUUAGCCUUUUCUCUUUGCACAAUGAAACUCUUAAUGUUUGGACGCAUUUGUUAGGUUUUAUUAUAUUUAUUGGAUUGACGGUGAUGAGCUUGACGGAGAAGAUGACUCUGGAGAACGUGAUGGCGAGUUUCCUUGGAGAGGGAAGUGAUGCUUGGUUAAACGUGAAGAUGACGAAUCAAUCCAACGGUUCAGAUUCAUUAUUUUCGAAAUCUUACAUAGCAAAUAUCCCCAAGGUGUCAAUCUUACAUGCAAAUGCAGAUUCCGAUUCUCUUCCUACAUGGCCUUGGUUUGUUUUCUUAGGAGGAGCAAUGAGUUGUUUGAUCUUUAGCUCAAUCUCCCAUCUCUUCGCCUGCCACUCCCAAAGUUUCUACUUGUUCUUCUGGCGCCUCGACUAUGCUGGCAUCUCCCUCAUGAUCGUCUGCUCAUUCUUCACACCAAUAUACUAUACGUUCUCAGAUCACCUGCAUUGGCGCCUCAUAUACCUUACGUCAAUCACAUUUGUAGGAAUUCUUGUUGUUAUCACCCUCCUUGCACCAGCACUCUCCGGUGGUCGUUUCCGGGGUUUCAGGGCAGCCCUCUUCCUCUCCAUGGGGUUCUCUGGUGUAAUUCCUGCUGCUCAUUCAGUAAUCCUUCACUGGGAUCACCCACAAAUACUCGUCGCACUCGGGUAUGAGAUAGCUAUGGGACUUCUAUACGCCAUUGGAGCUGUGUUUUAUGUUACUAGGAUCCCAGAGAGAUGGAAACCUGGUACAUUCGAUAUUUUAGGACACAGCCAUCAGAUUUUUCACGUUUUAGUUGUUGCAGCAGCGCUUGCACAUUGUGCUGCCACCAUCGUUAUCAUUGAAUGGCGCCAAAACUUGACGGUCUAA
Molecule: messenger RNA, 1065 nt
Organism: Fraxinus pennsylvanica
Lineage: Eukaryota; Viridiplantae; Streptophyta; Magnoliopsida; Lamiales; Oleaceae
Source: the annotation of a GenBank genome assembly